GAGUGAGCGCUUUGGCCACCAUCUGGUGCCGGAGAAGUUGAACCUGUACGACUUCGCCUAUCACUACAUCCUUCCGCAGACGUCGCCUCCUCAAGGGCUCUGGCUCCGUCUGGGCACCGAUCCUCGCUCGGCUCCUGCUGUCGGCCAGCAGCUGUUGCAGGUGUCAGAGGACGCUUCGCUGCCCAGAGCGAUUGCCAUCAUCCGCCAGGUCCGAGAGAACCGGAGCGAUGGAAGCCCAUGCUUGGACCUUCUUGUGGAGCUGAAGCGUGGACGGUUCCUGGCUGGGCCAAAAGCUCCGCCGCUGCGUCUUGGCAUGGAGGGUGGCGACUGGGCCCCAGCCCCUGAGAAAGUCACGUGCAAUGGGGUCUCUACGAGCUACAAGGAGCUCUUGUCUACACAGCCAUGCGUGCCAGUAUGGUAUUGCAGUCACUGGUGGGGAGAGUCGAUCUUCGACUUCGUUGCUGGUUGCCGGCGCCAUGCAGAAGUUCGGCACCUUGUGGCGGAUGCACGGUACUGGGUGUGUGGCUAUGCCAAUCGCCAGCACGAACUCGAUCAAGAGAUCUCAGUCGAUGUUACGUCCACAUCCUUCAACGCGGCGCUUCGUGAGGCGAAGGGUCUACUCCUGAUCUUGGACCCAAAGGCCACGCCUUUCUCGAGGAUUUGGUGUGACUUCGAGCUGUACACGGCCAUCAUGAGUCGUGACAUGGGGCUUGACAUCGUUACUACCAUUCCGACCGGACAGGGGAAGGAAGCAGAGACGCGCUUGUUGAGCAAGGACCUGGUCCCGGGCGAAUCAGCAGUGGCCAAGUCGGUCAGGGAGCAGAAUUUCCCCAUCAACCUGCUAGCACAUGGACUGGAGGUCAUGCUGGAAAACGGCAUGGCGACCCAGGAGCAGGACAAAAAGGCGAUCCUGAAAGCUAUCGCCGCGGAAAAGUUCGAACCCGGCCCUGGGAAGCCGCACGUGCCGAACGAACUGCGGGCCAACAUGACCCUGCACUCGACACUUGCCAUCCUGGCAUGGCCACAGGCGAUGAAUCGAGACCAGCUGAAAUAUGGGAAAGGAGACGACAGGCUCGACGUCGAAGGAGCUUUGCAGUCGGAUGUUACGAGGGACUCUGUGGAAUUGAGCCUAGCGCACUUCGAGAAGACCUGUGUAGAUGCAGGCGUGAAAGUCCUGGCCGAGUGCCUGCCUCCCAACAUCUCCAGCUUGAAGUUGAGCUUCGAAGGUUGCUAUCAGCUGACGGAUGCUUCCCUUCAUGCGCUGGCGUCUCACCUCCCCAAGCUCAG
This is a messenger RNA of Symbiodinium necroappetens, 1287 nucleotides long. Lineage: Eukaryota; Dinophyceae; Suessiales; Symbiodiniaceae. The record is from the annotation of a GenBank genome assembly.